Molecule: messenger RNA, 2411 nt
Organism: Cryptomeria japonica (Japanese cedar)
Lineage: Eukaryota; Viridiplantae; Streptophyta; Pinopsida; Cupressales; Cupressaceae
Exons: 5
Coding region: 57-2138 (693 amino acids)
Biological process (GO): SRP-dependent cotranslational protein targeting to membrane
Cellular component (GO): signal recognition particle, endoplasmic reticulum targeting
Molecular function (GO): 7S RNA binding; ribosome binding; protein binding
Source: RefSeq, a predicted model, not a curated record
UAUUUGAGCUUAACCAAUUAUAGGUUCCGAUCGACAGUCGAGAACUCUUGAAGAGAAUGGCUCCUAAGGCGAAGCCAAAACCCAAAAUCAAUGCCCAAGCGGCUGUUUCACAGCCUGAUCAGCCAACGAUCUCCAUUGAAGAGCUGUUUACUAGCUUAGAGAAAGCCAGCAAAGGCAACGAUUACAAGCAAAUAAUCAAAAUAGCAGAUGAGAUUCUGGGUGCGGCUCCUGCGGACCAGGAUGCGUUGCAUUGCAAGGUGGUGGCCCUCAUUCAAUCCGACCGUGUCGAUGAGGCUCUCGCCCUCAUUCAUGCUUCCUCCCAUUUCCCCAUCGAUCUCACAUUUCACAAGGCGUAUUGCUUGUAUCGGCUGAAUCGAUUGGAUGAAGCAUUAGCAGCCUUAAAAAGUCUUGAAUCAGACUCCAAUGUUUUGCAGUUAGAGGCACAAAUACUUUAUCGUCAAGGCGCAAUGGAUUUAUGCAUAAGUAAGCAUGAGAAGCUUAUCCAGAAGUUCAAGAUUGAUUCCAUUGAGCUAAAGACAAAUAUUAUUGCUGCAUUCAUUUCUGGUGGAAGGUCUCCAGAAGUCUCUUCCCUAAUGGGGACAAUGAAAGUAAACCCUAAUAGCAGCUUUGAGCUGGCAUAUAAUGCAGCUUGUGCUCUUAUUGAGAAAAGUAGCUUUGCAGAAGCUGAAGAGCUUUUGCUUCUUGCACGCAGGAUUGGCCAAGAGAUGUUGAUAGAAGAAGAAUAUACUGAUGAAGAAAUAGAAAACGAAUUAGCACCCAUAUCUGUUCAGCUUGCAUAUGUGAAACAGGUUUUAGGGACAUCUGGGGAUGCAAUAACAACCUAUAACAAUAUCCUAAAACAAAAGCUGGCUGAUUCUUCAUCAAUUGUAGUGGCGACAACUAAUCUCAUUGCACUCAAGGGUACAAAGGAUGUUUCUGAUGGUUUGAAGAAAUUAGACAAAUUAAUUGAAAAAAGUGAUGGAGGACAAGGAUUGCAGCUGGUUGAUGGCCUUGAGUAUAAGCUCUCAUCUAGGCAGAAGGAAGCAAUCUAUUGCAAUCGCUUGCUUUUGUUGCUUCAUGCAAACAAGUUAGACCAGGCGCGAGAACUAGUAUCUGCCCUGCUCAGCAUGUUCCCAGAUAGUUUGAUGCCAAUUUUGCUUCAGGCAUCCUUAUUGGUUAGAGAAAAUAAACCUAAUCGAGCAGAAGAAAUUUUAGGACAGUUUGCUGAAAAGCACCCAAAUUAUACUACAUUGGCACUUCUUACGCAGGCACAAGUUGCUACAGCUGCUGGCCAUUAUCUGGUGGCUGUUGAGUCUUUGAGACGGAUCCAUGAAAUACAAAACCAACCUGGUACUGUUGCUACCAUGGUAUCUUUGAAAGAGAAGGCAGGUGAUGUUGAUGGGGCAGAAGCUAUACUUGACAGUGCUAUAGACUGGUGGAACAACAACAUGGGAGAGGAUAAACAAACUUUGGAUUUGAUAAUGCAUGAAGCAGCUUCCUUCAAAUUCAAACAGAAGAAGGUGAAAGCAGCAGGUGAUUUGUUUGAACAGCUUGUCAGAAGCUCUUCACUUGUUGUUCGUGCAGAAGCUUUGACUGGGCUUGUAUCUGCUACAGCUCAUACAGAUCCUGUUAAAGCAGAGGUUUAUGAAAAGCAACUCCCACCCCUGCCAGGUCUAUCAAGUGUUGAUGUAAUAGCAUUAGAAAAAACACCUGGUGCGAAUCCCACUUUGACAGGAAAACACCUUCGGGCUGAAGAUGCUGCUAAAAUGUCUGAACUAGGAGAAGAUAAAAAUAAAGCCAAAUUAAGAAGAAAACGCAAGAGAAAACCUCGAUAUCCUAAAGGUUUUGAUCCAACCAAUCCAGGCCCACCACCUGAUCCAGAAAGAUGGCUACCAAAGAGGGAGAGGUCUUCCUACAGGCCAAAGAGAAAAGAUAGAAGAGCUGCACAAGUAAGAGGUUCACAGGGGGCUGUUGUGAGGGAUAAACCUGUUGAUUCUUCAGCAAAUGGUCCUAGCAGCUCCAAAUCUGGUCAAGCAUUGGGAAAUGCUGGAAAGAUGACAAACACAAAGGCUAGCUCAGAACCUGCGAAGCCCUCCACUAGCAGUUCCCAAAAAUCCAAAAAGAAAUCACGUAGGUGAUUGAGAAGGAAACAAUGGAACCUUUUAACUUACAUUGCAUUUUUUAUAUUUUAUUGUGCAUUAGAUAAUAUCUUUAGUGAUUCCUUUAUCUCCAUCUUUAAGCGUUUUUGACUUGCCUUUAGUGAGAGGAAUGAACUUAAGGGAGUUCACUCAUAGUCCAAUUUUGGCCCACUUGAAUUCGAAAGGGUUUUAGUUUUUUGCAAUGUGUUGAUUUAUGUGUUUAAACUAUUUGAAAUUCUCGGAGUUAAAGCAUCACUUUUUAUUUUUCUUUUA